AUGGCAUCUUGUCCAAUUUAUGUCGCUGAUUCGACAAACGAAAAUAUCAUCCAAUCUGACUUAGUAUACUGCAUCAAACUGUCUGACCGUAGUUCUCUAUUCUCUGCGUUUAACAUUCAAUACAACCAUCUCCCGAUGACAUGGUCUGGAACAAAUUUUGACAUAAGAUGCUUGAAAUGUGAGAACAAAACAAAGAAGAGGAUAACACUCAUUACUUUAACCUCAGCAGGUGAGAGCGAGACAACCUUUGUUCGUGUCCUCAAUUUCAUUUUUAUUAUAAAGCUGAAAUUUUUAAGGAUAUUGAAUGUUAAAUUUGCAGGUGUAAUAAUUGGUUCAACUUUGCUAGUGCUUGUGCUCGGUGCUAUUGUUCAAGUCCAUCAUCAUUUCAAGAUGAAAGGCGAAGAUCAUAAAAGAAUCGAAAACUUUUUGAAGGAUUACAAGGCUUUAAAGCCAACCAGAUUCUCCUAUGCUGACAUAAAGAGAAUCACAAAUAAAUUUAAGGAUAAGUUAGGCGAAGGAGCUCAUGGAGCUGUUUACAAAGGUAAAUUAUCAAGCCAAAUUCUAGUUGGUGUUAAGAUGCUAAAUAACACAGAGGGAGAUGGGAAGGAGUUCAUAAAUGAAGUGGGAACUAUGGGCAAAAUCCACCAUCUAAAUGUUGUCCGUUUGCUUGGCUUUUGCGCCGAUGGAUUUCAUCGUGCUCUAGUCUAUGAUUUUUUCCCAAAUGGUUCUUUGCAGAAAUUCAUUUCAAUGACAGAAGAGGGAGACAAAGAUAGUUUCCUUAGAUGGGACAAGUUGCAACAAAUUGCUCUAGGAAUAGCCAAUGGAAUUGAGUAUCUGCACCAAGGUUGUGAUCAAAGAAUUCUUCACUUUGACAUUAAUCCUCAUAACGUCUUACUAGAUGACAAUUUCACCCCAAAAAUUACAGACUUCGGUUUGGCUAAGUUGUGCUCAAAAAAUCAAAGUACUAUAUCAAUGACUGCAGCCAGAGGAACAUUAGGAUACAUGGCACCCGAAGUUUUUUCUAGAAAUUUUGGGAAUGUCUCUUAUAAGUCUGAUAUAUAUAGCUAUGGUAUGUUGCUAUUGGAAAUUGUUGGAGGAAGAAAGAAUACAAACACAACCACAAAUGAAGAAAAUUUUCAAGUUCUGUAUCCAGAUUGGAUCCACAGUUUGCUUGAAGGAGGAGAAAUACAAAUCCCAAUAGAUGAUGAGGGAGAUUUUAGAAUUGCGAAAAAAUUGGCAAUCGUGGGACUUUGGUGCAUCCAAUGGCAACCUAUGCAUCGUCCGUCUAUGAAAACUGUGAUGCAAAUGCUGCAAGGAGAUGGAGACAAGUUACAAGUUCCUUCAAACCCUUAUGGACCUACAACUUCAUCUAAUACAACUACUAAUAUUGUUGCACCACCACCUAUGAAUUUGCAUCUUGAAGUGAUUCAGGAAAUAGAUUAAAUAGUUUGAUUGUAUAAAUAAAUUUUUAUUGUCA
Messenger RNA from Medicago truncatula (barrel medic), 1477 nucleotides. Its product is annotated as rust resistance kinase Lr10. Gene Ontology annotation, molecular function: ATP binding; protein kinase activity. The record is from RefSeq and is a predicted model, not a curated record. Gene Ontology annotation, biological process: protein phosphorylation. The coding region runs from base 1 to 1443 and encodes 480 amino acids. The transcript has a single exon. Lineage: Eukaryota; Viridiplantae; Streptophyta; Magnoliopsida; Fabales; Fabaceae.